Salmo salar (Atlantic salmon) is the source of this 2298-nucleotide messenger RNA. It is a transcript of the gene lipca, whose product is annotated as lipase, hepatic a. The record is from RefSeq and is a predicted model, not a curated record. Gene Ontology annotation, biological process: lipid catabolic process. Gene Ontology annotation, molecular function: lipoprotein lipase activity; apolipoprotein binding. Lineage: Eukaryota; Metazoa; Chordata; Actinopteri; Salmoniformes; Salmonidae.
UGUUCUUUACUCUCUUCUUAAGCCCACCCUGACUUCAUGAAUCACCCCCUGCACAUGUCUUCAGGGAGGGUCUCACCUCCAGCUCACACUCUGCUUAAAUAAUUCCAACUCUCCUCUUCUAUUAGCCUCAUUCAGCUGCUGUGCUCUCCACCUGAAGUGUGUGUGUAUGUAGGAUUACCUGGGAGUCUGUGUCGACACCAUGGCUCUGGUCCAGGUGCUCAGAGUCCUGUGCUGCCUGCUGCUCACUUAUCACCUGGGUGAUGCCAGGAGAAUCAAGGGAAGUGGAACAGUGGACCCGAAGCCUGUCCUGAGAAUGAAGAUGCCUCACAUUACCAGCACAGUCUUUAAGCUCUACUCUGAUGGUGCUAAAGACAUGGAGGACUGGUGCACGGUGGAGGCUUUCAGACCUCAUACUCAGACCUCCUGUGGUUUCAACAGCAGUCAUCCUCUCAUCAUCAUCACCCACGGAUGGUCGAUAAAUGCUCUGAUGGAGAGCUGGGUGCCCGUUCUUGCUUCUGCUCUGAAGACCAGUCUUGGAGAUGUCAAUGUGAUCGUUACUGACUGGCUUUUACAGGCCAAUAUGAACUACCCUAACGCAGCCCAGAACACUAGGGCAGUGGGGAAGGACAUAGCAUUCCUGCUACAGUGGCUGCAGGAGUUUUACCAGUUUCCUGCAGAGAAAGUUCAUCUGAUUGGAUACAGUCUUGGUGCUCACGUCUCUGGAUUUGCUGGAAGCUACCUGGGAGGACGUGGAAAGAUUGGACGAAUCACUGGUCUGGAUCCAGCAGGUCCCCUGUUUGAGGGCAUGGCAGCAUCAGACAGACUGUCCCCUGAUGAUGCCCUCUUUGUGGAUGCCAUCCACACCUACACCCAAGAACGCAUGGGGCUGAGUGUGGGAAUCAAGCAACCUGUGGCACAUGUUGACUUCUACCCCAACGGGGGUGACUUCCAACCAGGAUGCCACCCUUUCCGGAGCUUAAUGGAACAUAUCGCCUUGCAUGGAAUCAAUGGUUUUGAGCAGACAGUGAAAUGUGCCCAUGAGCGUUCAGUCUACCUGUUCAUCGACUCCCUUCUGAACAAAGACAAGCAGAUCAUGGCCUACAGAUGCAGGGAUGACAAUGCCUUUGAGAAGGGUACCUGCCUGGACUGCCGUAAGAACAAAUGCAACACACUGGGCUAUAACGUCAGGAGGGUGCGCAGUGCCACCGGCAAGAAGCUCUACCACAAGACCCGCUCUCACAUGCCCUACAAACUCUACCACUACCAGUUCAGGAUUCAAUUUGUCAACCAGAUAGAGAAGACUGAGCCCACUCUCAUCAUCUCUCUCACUGGGACAAAGGAGGACAGCCCUGAAAUGCCCAUCACUUUCAUCGAGGAGAUCUCAGGCAAUAAGACAUACACCUUUCUGAUCACCCUGGACUCAGACAUUGGGGACCUGAUGAUGCUGAAGUUCCGCUGGGAGGGGAGUGUUGUAAACAAUAUGUGGAGCAAGAUGCAGACCUUUAACCCCUGGAGCAGUGGGGGAAUGAAUGCCAAGCUCACCGUGGGCAAAAUCCGUGUCAAAGCAGGCGAGACACAAAAUAGGACGACUUUUUGUGCCCAGACAAGUGAUGGAAUAUACAUUCGGCCAUCGCAAGAGAAUGUCUUCGUGCGCUGUGAAGAAAAUGCUCAAAAACAGCGCAGAAGAAAAACGCGUUUGUCUUGAGUCGGAUACUUCGAUCAGCUGGGCCGGCUCUAGUUUUUUGGGGGCUCUAAACUAGAUUUGGUCUCGCCACCUCACCGCAAAACAUUUUAGUGCCAGCUGACAGUUGAGCGGAAAUGUUAUGUUUUACAGUUCAUUUCCUGCAGUUCUACUGGGCCAGAAAGAAAAUGUUGCAAUUUUAUAACAAAUGUAAUGCAAUUCUACAAAUUUUGCCAUGGGACAGAUUAUAUAUAUAUAUUUGCAGUUUCACACCUAAUUUCAUACAAUUGUACCCAUUUUUGCUAUUUCAAAAAAUUAUUUCCUGCAAUUCUACACAUUUUGCCAUGACUUAUGCCAUGUUAAUAUGAGUGAGAAUGACUAUCAAAAUCAAUGGGGGACCCCUGAAUGCCCAGUCGGUAUUCGAUUACUACAAGUUUAGAUAGAUUGGUAGUUAGCUGGCUAGACUAAGAAUUGACAUGGGUAAUUGUCAGCCAAUCAAGUGACUGACAUAAGUUAAAAACUGCUGAUGCACAACCACCUGGUGUAUUCUACUAUUUUUACUCUCAAAAGUAAGUUGAGACCCUGACUAAAUAAAACAUUGGUUUGUAAUAUUUCAA